AUGGACGACGAGACUAAUAUUGAGAAGCUGGACCAGGAAAUCACACUGCAUUUGCAGAAGAUCGAUUCCAAUUUGGGCGCUUGCUUCAAGAGAAUCACACAGGAUAUCAUACCGCAUGUGAGGAAGUACUCGACGAUUUGCGACCAGAUCAUGGACAACACCAAUUGGUUGAGUGUUAUGUUUCAGCAGACCGCCAACGUGGACUUAAAUUUAAAUGGCUCUUUGGUGCCACCUGAUCAAUUGCCACAGCAGCAACAACAACAGCGACCAGAUAGCAUAUUCCCACAGAACGUGGCCAAGAAGAGAAAGAGCAAUGAAUUGGACUCCAGCAGUGAAAUCAUUGUCCCAAAAUUGAACAAACAGCAAGAAAAAGAUAGCAAAGACAACAAGAGGAAGAAAGAUAAUAACGCACGCCGCAAUGAUUUCAAUGAUAAUGAUGCAAACGUUACUUCAACGGGUCAAGUAUUGAACGUACCAGAUUCUAGUGAAGAUGACGAGGAGAAUGACAUGGUAACUGCAAACGAUAAUGCUGACGCUGAUGGAAGUACGAUGCAAAGACAAAGUCGUAAGAGGAAAGUAUCCUUGUUGCUACAGCAACAAUAUGGGUCUAGUUCUAGUGUACUACCUUCUCCAACCAUUAUAAGUACAAACAAAAAUACCAAUUUGAAUUUACAUGAUUCCACUUCAUCGGAUAUGAUGGAUAGUUCUCCCUUGAAGCAACCAUCCGCACACGAGGAGCAUAGCACCAAGGAAUUACCAGGACCAUCCACAGACGAAGGUACAGACGACAAUGUUAACGAACUAGUGAUUCACUUUCCAACCAAUUGA
Naumovozyma castellii is the source of this 828-nucleotide messenger RNA. It is a transcript of the gene ASK1, whose product is annotated as Ask1p. NCBI's taxonomy places the organism in Eukaryota, Fungi, Ascomycota, Saccharomycetes, Saccharomycetales, Saccharomycetaceae. The transcript has a single exon. The record is from RefSeq and is a predicted model, not a curated record. The coding region runs from base 1 to 828 and encodes 275 amino acids.